Tuber aestivum (summer truffle) is the source of this 1930-nucleotide messenger RNA. Lineage: Eukaryota; Fungi; Ascomycota; Pezizomycetes; Pezizales; Tuberaceae. The record is from the annotation of a GenBank genome assembly.
ACCGUACACCAAGGCCCUGAUACGCGAAGAAGGGUUCGGAACCAGCGUCACGACAAUGCCACCAUGCUCCGUAUCCUCGUUUGUUAAGUCACUGGAUUUUCCAAGCGAUAAGCAUCCUACCAGUCGCAAUUCCCUACCACAUUAUUCCCCAACAUUUCCGCCUUGACAGUCCUUUAACCCCCCAAAGCUUUUCUCCCGCUAGAGGGCAGUAGGUGUUCAGGUUAGCUCUCUAACUAACAGUGGUAAAUUCAUACGGGGGAGGAAUUGCCUUCAAGAAGGGAGGAGUCUUUAGGGAACUUCGGCAUUGACGACAUCGAGACAAUUAAGGGGGCGGUGACAUUGGCUAUAUUACCCGAAUCUACUUUUCAUUUCUGCUCACACUCAUUUUGAUCCUUAUAUCUCAACAAAGACUAAACACCCGGAUGCUCCCAGUUCCGCACUCCGCGAUACAUGCGAGCCUAGCGCGGAGAACAGUACUGUUCCCCAGCCCAGCCCUUCCCAUCGCAUCCAACCCUCUUCUCUUCGGAUCGCAACCGGCCCCCGGCCCCUCUGCCCCCUACGCUAUCCAGUUUCCUGUCCAUCCUCGCGCAUUUAGCUUUCCGUCAUGACAUAUUCGGACCCAACCUCCUCUAUUGCAUUCCGCCACUCCUCGCCCAAUAUUCUCUUUCGGCUUUCCUGCCUUCUCUACAGGGACACAGUGGGUAGACCUUGGUUGAUAGCCGCAUUCCGCCCGUUCCGUCUCUACCGCCAGAUGAGUGUACGCUCGGUUCCAUAUUGGGAGAACUCUCCCGUACUUACUUUCGUCAAUCUAACGUUGGUAUUUAAGCAGGCUAUCAGUCAAUCCCGUUUUCUGUUUCUACUUUCACCCGCGUCGCAGCCACGCCCAACAUCUGUUCCACUUCUACCCUACUUCACAUCUAUUGCGUGUAACAAAUGCAACCGCUUGAAUGUAUUGUAUAUACCACGGACUACUGCCCCAAUCCUACUCCCAUUCCAACCAGGAACGGCUCCGCACUUAACGAGUUAUGGCAAAAGUCGCACAGGUUUCCCCUGCUAGGUCUGGAGGGCGGCGGGGCUUCUUGGACAACAGUAUUCCCCGCAGCUUUGCAUAUAUAAUACAGGCUAACUGCAGCUCACAGCUCAUCCGGUCUUGAUCCAGGAACGGGCGUGCUAGAUUGUUGACGAAUUCUGGAUAGAAAUUUAAGCUAUUCUCUAUUUCUUUUCCUCGUCUCCUACAGCAUAUGUCCGCCACUGCCACCCCAACGGCUAGGGCGUUAGACUACCCCUGUUUCUGUGUCACAUCCAGGGUAGCCUUUGGGGUCCCUUGCCAUACCCGAAAAGUACCGCACUUCUUCCCCUACCGGGCCUACAGCACUUGCGAUUUAUCAAGAGGAAGGCUUAGGUGACCGCUAUGAGGCCAACACCGGUUCUAUGGCUUUUUUUUCUUAGGGCACAUCUCAUGAUUAGCUUCUUCAGCAUUUCCUCCUUUCGGGGCCUCCAGAGACUGCCGACUUUUUUAUGAACUGUUUAUUGGUCACCCUGCUUUUACCAUUUCCUUGUGGCCUCCGAUUCUGUCAUCUGUUCUCCGGGGAUCCCAUCUGGGGCAAGAAUUCCAUCCAAGCAUCGUGACCCCCCUCCCCAGUGCCUCAAGUGUCUGUCCGGUCCUCCGCCUCUAUAUCACGGGUUUCGCAGGACCAGAUUCCCCCUUCUCCGGAAUAAAGUACACGGCCCCUAAACUACUUCCCCACUAAAGCCCCGCCUGCCGCCCCAGGCUACUUGCUUUACUAGGCAGAUAAUUUGAGUUUCGGCUAUCCAGGGCAGCGACAGGCGGGGCCUAACAUCGUUCGCGCAAACCACACUUCCGUUUCUGUAGAAUCUCGCUCCCAGGCUGCCAGCAGGGCAUUGAGGUGAACUCGGGAUGAGUGUGCCU